UUAUCAAGGGAAGUAUUAGGCAGCAGGACAUGCAGAAGGAGCUCUCAUUAUUUCUGUGAGUGUUGUGAGAUUUUACAACCGUGUUUUUAUCCAUUAUAACCAUACAUAGACAUUAAAAAGUUUUUCUUUUCUAGAGAACACCUUAAACAUAAAGGUAAAUACCAUUCUCCUAGAACUAAUUUCCCUUCAUCCACUUCCUACUGCGAGUCCUCUGAUGGCCCUGGAGGGUCAUUAAGAGGGGCUUCUGGUGGUUGUAUUCACUGAGUGCUGUGAUAUCUAAGGUGACCCUGCCCUGAACUUUUCCUUUGGCCGUGUGCUCUUGCUUCUUGUUACAGAACUUGCCUCAGAAAUAAUGCCAACCUCCUUAUCUCUUUCGGCUCUGGCUCCAGGCACGUCUAUCACACAGGGUCCACACCUUCACAUAUUUUUAUCUAUUUGCCCAGUUAGUCUUCAGGCAACAUCAGGAGAGUUGAAAAUGUUUAUUCUCUCUUCUUUAUCAAUCCCCUGCGCACCAGCACACCCUCACUCCUCCCUCUCCCAUCCCACCAUUCCCACUGGCCUCUUCAGCUUCACGUGUCACUCCUCCCCACUGAAUCCUUCCCACUGCAGGCAGCUGCUGAGGAGCCGCAUGGUCCAUCCCUGGAUUCUCCAAGCACUGACUGCCCAUCCACUCUGACCACAGCCAGGGGCCACAUCCCACUGCCUGCCCAGCGUCCAUCCAUGGAGGUGACCACCGUGUCCCCAUCUCCUGCCUCACCCACUGAAGGAGAUCAUCUCUGUGAGACAGAUGUCACCACCAUGGCCAUACACAGUGUGACCCUGCUCAUCUGCCUCUGUGGGCUGGCUGGGAACGGGGCUGUCAUCGGCCUCCUCAACCUGAAAAGAGGGAACGCUGCCUUCUUUGACCUGGCUGUCAUUGACUUCCUCUUCCUCCUCUUUGCAGUCCCCUCCGCCCUCCUCUUCCUGGUGGAGGACAUGUCCUGCUCUCCUGUCGUGCCCUUGAUGUACAUGAACUUUGUUUUUCAGUUGUCAUUGGUCUCCUACUACUGGGUGCUGUUCAGGCUGAUGAGCAGCAUCCCUGUGUGGUAUAUGCACAACCUCUUCAAGCUCUGCUGCCACUGUGACCUUCCUCUGCUCCUGAUGUGGGUGGUGGACACUAUCCCAUACUGGGCCAUCUUGGCUCUCUUCACUGUCAUUCCCACAGUGACAUUCUUUUGCCCAUCACAAGAGCAGGAGCACUGCAGGGCAGCUCUCAUCUCCAUGUACACCAUCAUCCUGCUCCUCUUUGCUGCACCCGUGGUAAUUUCUGGCACAAUCAAUUUCAUUCAUUCCAAGCGGGGCUCCCAGCAGCAGCAGCAGCCCAAGAGGCGCGACAUCGUUAUUGUCAUCACUGUGCUCCUCACUCUCCUCAUCAGCCUCUGCAAUUUCCUGCAGCAGCUCGGUUACAUCGCUGUGUCCUCACAGGUUGUCUUCCUGCUCACCUGCAUCCACAGCAGCAUCAAACCCUUCAUCUACUUCUUGGCAGGGAGGGGCUGGAGGCCCUGCUCCAAAAAGUCCCUCCAGCUCUCCCUCCAGAGGGUCUUUGAGGAGGCAGAAGAAAACACUGCCCACAGCGAUGAUCCUACAAUGGACACAGUGCUCUGAGCCUGCUGAUCCCUUCCACUGCUCUGCUGAAGGACCCCAGGAAAGUGGCUGGAGGGCUGUCCUUUAAGCUCCUGAUUAAUCAAUAUCCACAGGAUCACCCUCCCCAUGGUGCUGUAUUCCUGCAGGACAAGGGAGCACAGGCAUUGCCUUGGGUGAUUUUGUGGGAUGCUCUGCAGGGAGCACAUUGCAGCAUGGCUUUCCUCCUCCCUCCUGGAUCCACAUGGCUCCAAGCAGUGCAGCUGGGCUCAGUGCUGUUCCCCAGCUUUAUUCCCCAUGAAAUCACCCUCAUGGCCUCGGCCCCAGGGAAUGAACUCCCUCUCCUUUGCCUUAGCACAUGAGUUCCAUGGUGAUUUCAGGGAGCUCUUACCUGCAAAGAAUGGGACACCUUCAUCCCUGGGGACACACCCAGCACAGGGUGGCAGUGAUUUCCCAAAUCCCUGCAGGGCUGGUGCCUCUGGAUGGCAGGAGAGGGGUUGGGAUCACAGGGAGCAUCCUUCCCCUUCUGUCCACCAGAGCCAGCCCUGCAUUCCCAGCUGAUGGGAAGGGACACCAGGAAGGGCUGCAGAGCUGGGGAGGGACAGCAACAUUCCCUUAUCCUUUCCAUGGGAAUUUGUCACAUUUAUUCAUUCCAGAAUUAAAUCCUUCUGCACAAAGAA
Messenger RNA from Agelaius phoeniceus (red-winged blackbird), 2300 nucleotides. The record is from RefSeq and is a predicted model, not a curated record. Lineage: Eukaryota; Metazoa; Chordata; Aves; Passeriformes; Icteridae.